Molecule: messenger RNA, 1125 nt
Organism: Entelurus aequoreus (snake pipefish)
Lineage: Eukaryota; Metazoa; Chordata; Actinopteri; Syngnathiformes; Syngnathidae
Gene: tfam
Product: transcription factor A, mitochondrial
Exons: 7
Coding region: 193-1053 (286 amino acids)
Biological process (GO): regulation of gene expression
Cellular component (GO): nucleus
Source: RefSeq, a predicted model, not a curated record
GACGAAGAAGAGUAUUUACCCACAAUCCACCGCUGGUGGAGGUUGAGGGCGCCUUUUGCUAAAACUGUGGCUGCGUGUCUGGCAGGACUGAAGGAUUCCUCAUGCAUGAAAACACUAACGCUGUGAUAUUGUUGGACCAAACUUAUUUUGAUUGAUCUUCUUCACUUUAGUUUACGGCCAAGCAACGCCGGCAUGGCUCCAUUUAGCUUCAUGACAGCAAGUGUUAGCCUUUUGGCGAAGUCCUUCAAUGUCUUCUCCUGCACAAGCACUUCUUUGGCAAGAGUUGUCCAGGCUGCUUACAGCAACCCAGUUAAAUGUCUGUGUACCCAAGCCUAUGGACCUCCAAAGAGGCCUCUCAAUGGAUACAUGAGAUAUUCUGUGCAGCAGAAGCCACACAUGGCGAGGCAAAACCCAGAUUUAAAACUAACGACUAUCAUCAGUAAGAUUGCCCAGGAGUGGAAAACGAUGAGCCAAGAGCAGAAACAGCCGUUUGAAGAUGCCUUUCUGCGUGAAAAGGAACAAUUCAAUAUUGAUUUGAAGAACUAUAGGGCCCAGUUAACCCCAGAAGAGAUCCAACAAGAAGUCAUUGAGAAGAGGGAGAGGCUGGCCAAGAGGAAGGCCAUUCGCAAGAAGCGGAUGUUAACCAGGAUGGGGAUGCCCAAACGCCCCCGCUCACAAUUCAACAUCUUCAUGUCUGAACAUUAUAAGGAAGCCAGAGGAACCACCACACAGGCAAAGAUGAAGUCUCUGUUGGAGGACUGGAGGAAUCUUUCUAACAAUCAGAAACAGAUAUUCGUAGAGUUGGCCAUGGACGACAAAAUCCGUUACAACAAAGAGAUGGCUUCAUGGGAGGAUCACAUGUUGGAAAUCAGACGAGAAGACCUGAUCAGAAACAAGACUUUGUCGGCCAAGAAAAAAGCUUCGGAAACGGCACAGACCAAGACGGUAAAGAAAGUGGCCGAAAAAAGUCCCACUGCAAGAGCCGCGACGACAAGAAGCACGGAGAAGACGAAGGCAAAAAGCAAGGCUUCAAAACCUCAAUCAAAGACUUGAGGUUUGUUUAUCAGUGGUUUGAGGCGUUGUAGACUACUAUUGUUCUGAUAGUAAAGAUUUUCUCUUGAUGGU